Brassicogethes aeneus is the source of this 2684-nucleotide messenger RNA. Lineage: Eukaryota; Metazoa; Arthropoda; Insecta; Coleoptera; Nitidulidae. The record is from the annotation of a GenBank genome assembly.
CAUCAACAAAAACGCGCGUUUCCCAGUGCAUGUGACUUCUCUAUACUUCUUUUUCAACCCCUUUUUAUGACGCUAAAGUUUGUUGUGUUCUGUACCUAGAUGACAGCCACUCUCAAGGGUUUAUGGCGUUAAGGGCGGUUUUAGAAGCUAAGGGAGUUCUAGGCAAGUUCUUGGACCCCAACUCAUCAGAAUGCUGAAAGGAAUUUCUCACGUGAGCUAGUCUCACAGCCUUUAGCGGCUAAACCUCUCUCUAAAAAGAUGUCCUAAUAUGGGUCAGCCUUGGAUGCUUGUUCGGGCGGCUGCAAUUUUACUAGUGACACGGCAGACUCUGGCCCUGUCAGACAUCUUUGAAGAGGGGAAAUCCGACAAGGAAAUCCUGGAUAAUCUGUUGCGGAACACUCGCUAUGAUAAGAGGCUGCUGCCUCCAGUGAGAGGAACAUUAACUGUGAAUGUCAGCGUAUUAUUGCUAAGUUUAGCGUCUCCCGACGAAUCAAGUUUGAAAUAUGAGGUAGAGUUCCUGCUGCAGCAGCAAUGGUAUGAUCCUCGGCUGAGGUACUCGAACCAGAGCAGCUACGAUUUUCUGAACGCCAUACACCAUCACAACGACAUAUGGCUGCCCGACACCUAUUUCAUCAUGCACGGGGACUUCAAGGACCCCCUCAUUCCUGUACAUUUUUCACUUCGAAUCUAUCGAAACGGAAGCGUGAACUAUCUGAUGCGACGGCAUUUGAUAUUAUCCUGUCAGGGGCGUCUCAACAUAUUUCCCUUCGAUGACCCUCUCUGUUCAUUCGCCAUGGAAAGUAUAUCCUACGAGAUGACGGCCAUCAAGUACGUGUGGAAGAAUGACGAGGAUGUGCUGAGAAAAUCGCCCAGCUUGACCACGUUGAACGCGUAUCUCAUCGAGAAUCAGACGCUCAUAUGUCCGAUAAAAUCUAGUUGGCGAGGGAACUACAGCUGCCUUAAGGUGGACCUGAUAUUCACUCGGGACAGGGCCUUCUAUUUUACGACGGUGUUUAUUCCCGGGAUCAUAUUAGUCACGUCUUCGUUUAUCACAUUUUGGCUUGAGUGGAAUGCAGUGCCCGCCAGAGUUAUGAUUGGUGUGACUACAAUGCUCAAUUUCUUCACGACGUCGAACGGCUUCCGCUCGACGUUGCCAGUGGUGUCGAAUCUGACUGCUAUGAACGUGUGGGACGGGGUGUGCAUGUGCUUCAUCUACGCUUCACUGCUAGAGUUCGUGUGUGUGAACUACGUGGGUAGAAAGCGUCCGCUUCACAACGUCGUCUACAGGCCGGGAGAAAACCCAGUCACCCAGCGACUGCCCGCUGUUCUGAGCCGAAUAGGCAUAAUCCUGGCCAGUCCCCUGGAGACUGCAGAACAAGAAUAUUAUUCCACAUUCUGUGAAAGUCCCCGUCAUACAGGAGACAAGAAAAGGGACUCAACAACUGUGAAUGCCAAUGAGAUAGUCUCGUGUACCAAUUGUGGACCCAAUCCUUGUACUCAUACGGCCAACAAUGGGUGUGCAGCUGAGCCACGCUUGUUACAGGUGAGGAAAAAAGAGCCGCCUCAUCCAAUUCGUGUGGCAAAGACAAUAGACGUGAUCGCACGCAUCACUUUUCCCACGGCGUUCGCCGUUUUUCUCAUAUUCUUCUUCUAUCACUACAAGAGCUUCACCAACGGGCACGAGUAACAAGCAAAACGUUUGUGUCUUAAAAAUAAAAACCCUACAUAUCAACAUUAAACCGAAAAACAGCAACAACUAUACAAAACGUACGUGAUGAUAACCUAGUGUAUAAAUUUUGAGUGUAGUUUGUUUUGUUUUACUAUUUAUCGCAAAUUGCUACCUACUAGCAACUAGCAACUUGGUUCGCAAAACGUGUAGCUCUAAAAGCACUGUACAUAAAAGUUAUUAGCUAUUAGUUAUCAAAAUAAGUAGAUAUAUAUUCCUAUUAUUACUAUUAUUCAUAUUGUAGAUUUAUAUUAUAUUAUUGUGAUAUUAAUUACACUUUUAAAUUUACACAUGUUAUAUAUUAGAUCUAUCAGAGUAUUUUACAAAUAUAUACAUUACGGGUUUUAAAUAAAUAAAGAAUUUUUACCAAACUAGGUAAACCAUAUAGUAAUUGGACAUUUUGUAUAGUAAUUAGACACAUGGAGCAUAGUCAUUGGUAGGGAUUGCAAUCCGAAAAACCGGAUCCGGUAAUCCUGCGGAUCCGGCAUCAUUAAACGUCGACCGGAUCCGGCAUGAUCCGGCCGGAUCCGACCACACGCCAUUAGUUUUAAACUGACAGUUGGAUUUCAAACUGACAGUUUGUCAUUUGACUCGCUUGAUAGUCAAAUUAUUUUUGUUGCCUUCACGAGUACGAGAAUAAUUUCAGUAAAUUAUAUACUUAGAAUUAAAUUUAGUAACGAAUCCUUGCUAAUGAUGCAUAUUUCUGAUUUUGUUUAUAAUAACUUUAUGUAGAAAAUUUUAUAAACGGCAUUUUAGCUAGGAGUUAAAUUAAGCACCAGCGAAGCUUGCGAGCGAGUGUUUAAUAAAAACGAGUGUUUAGAGAAGUUUAUAAACGAGUUAGAUACCAUGCUUUAUAUACGAACACAAAACAGAAUUUAAAGCAAAUUUAAUUUAUUAAAAGAUUGACAUCUGUCAACUGUCACCCGGGUUUAACCUCACUAUUUCCCAAUUUAUAAUA